Molecule: messenger RNA, 2437 nt
Organism: Trematomus bernacchii (emerald rockcod)
Lineage: Eukaryota; Metazoa; Chordata; Actinopteri; Perciformes; Nototheniidae
Product: vitamin D3 receptor A
Exons: 10
Coding region: 248-1510 (420 amino acids)
Biological process (GO): negative regulation of transcription by RNA polymerase II; cell differentiation; positive regulation of transcription by RNA polymerase II
Cellular component (GO): nucleus
Molecular function (GO): vitamin D response element binding; zinc ion binding; nuclear receptor activity
Source: RefSeq, a predicted model, not a curated record
AAGUGCUGCCCGUCUAUGUUGAUACAGAUCUAACAAACUGGACUAACACUGGAGUGUCUGCUUACGUUGCCCCUCGCAUGGACUAAUUUUUGUUUUAUACGGAGGAAAAGUUUUUCAGCGUGGGGAAAUUGUAAAAAAAGGAAAAAGCUUUCAACUCCACUGGCCCGGAGAAUUUGGCGACCUGGCUCCAACAUUUGGGCCCCCCUCUGCUACUGCACAAAGUGAAGGUUGAUAUGCCACAUCAGUGAUGGAGCCCAUGACGGUGACGACGUCGGUGGUCGGACCGGACGAGUUCGACCGCAACGCCCCGCGGAUCUGCGGCGUGUGUGGCGACAAGGCCACUGGCUUCCACUUCAACGCCAUGACGUGUGAGGGCUGCAAGGGAUUCUUCAGGCGCAGCAUGAAGCGUAAAGCCUCCUUCACCUGUCCAUUCAACGGGACCUGCACCAUCACUAAGGACAACCGACGUCACUGCCAGGCCUGCCGCCUCAAACGCUGCGUCGACAUUGGCAUGAUGAAGGAGUUCAUCCUGACAGACGAGGAGGUUCAGAGGAAGAAGGACAUGAUCAUGAAGAGGAAAGAGGAGGAAGCAGCCCGUGAGGCGAUGAGGCCACGUCUAAACGAGGAGCAGGCCCGCAUCAUCUCCAGUCUCGUGGAAGCCCACCACAAGACUUACGAUGCCUCCUAUUCCGACUUCUCCCGCUUCAGGCCUCCAGUGCGUGAAGGUCCAGUAACACGCAGCGCCAGCAGAGCCGCCUCCCUUCACUCUUUGUCUGACGCCUCCUCUGACUCAUUCAACCACUCACCUGAGUCUGUGGACACCAAGAUGAACUUCACCAGCCUGUUGAUGAUGUACCAGGACGGGGCGAGCAGCCCUGACUCCAGCGAGGAGGACCAGAAGCUCUCCAUGCUGCCCCACCUGGCAGACCUGGUGUCCCACAGCAUCCAGAAGGUCAUCGGCUUCGCCAAGAUGAUCCCAGGCUUCAGGGAUCUGACGGCAGAAGACCAGAUUGCUCUGUUGAAGUCGAGCGCCAUCGAGAUCAUCAUGCUGCGUUCAAAUCAGUCGUUCAGUCUGGAGGACAUGUCCUGGAGCUGCGGAGGACCCGACUUCAAAUACUGCAUCAAUGACGUUACAAAGGCGGGUCACACUCUGGAUCUGUUGGAGCCGCUGGUGAAGUUCCAGGUUGGUCUAAAGAAACUCAACCUGCACGAGGAGGAACACGUGCUGCUCAUGGCCAUCUGCCUGCUCUCCCCAGAUCGCCCUGGAGUCCAGGACCACGGUCGCAUCGAGCAGCUGCAGGACCACCUGUCGGAGGCGCUGCAGGCCUACAUCCAGGUGAACCACCCGGGCGGACGCCUCCUCUACGCCAAGAUGAUCCAGAAGCUGGCCGACCUGCGCAGCCUGAACGAGGAGCACUCCAAGCAGUACCGCUCCCUCUCCUUCCAGCCCGAGCACAGCAUGCAGCUCACCCCGCUGGUGCUGGAAGUGUUCGGCAGCGAGGUGUCAUAGCAGUGGAGGAAGCCCGCUCACACACACACAUACACACACACUCACCACACAUCACAGGAAGAUAUACCGACCCCUGCCACCUUCUUUUCCCCGACGGAACCCCAGCUCUGAUAGACACAAGGGAGAAGGAUGGAUAAUCCCGUAGGUAGAUGGUCACCUUCACCUCCUCCUCAUCGUCACCUGACCUCGAGCGGCAAGGCUCCGGAUUUACGGAUUUAAGACACCUGGAUAUGCUCUGCAUUUUUGCAGCACCUUGGAUAACCAGAUUAUAUUUUAACCUCUGGUACACAGUACCACAUUAAAGGUCAGGCAGAUAUCCUGACUCUGGAGUAGAUCGACAUCCUGAUCCUCUCCGAAAUUCGCAAACUCAAAUGAAAUAUCGCCUUUUUCUGCUCCCCUCCUUUCCUUCCGGACAUCACUGCUAGAUUCCUGCCAUUUUCUUUUUGUUUUGACAGCGUGACGGAUGUGACGGUCACAUCCCCUUAUAACCUUCAUCCUCAUAACAAGUGCGAGGAAUACAUUCACAGAUUUACAUCUAUUAACCACGCUGGCACUUGUUAGGUACAAAUUAUACGCAAGCAAUGUUCCUACACCUAGAUCGCUAUGUUGAUUUAUCGACAGCAAAGAUAUCCAAAUAUAUUAAACAUCAACACAGCCAGCUAGCUUACGAUAAUAUAGUGGAAAAACUUUAAAAAAUGCUUGGUUAAGACAGGCUGUGUUUCUGUGUAUGUGCAGCUGGAGAAAAGAAAGGAAGUUACAGUAGGAAUGUUUCAGUGUGGUAACGGUGACAAGAGAAGUGGGAUUUGGAGUCACGGAGGUGUGGUAGCUGGAGGGAGGGAUAUGCUACGGUUGGAAUUCCCUGUUCACAAGACAAAGGGAAUUUCACAAAACAAGAAUGUAUGUAUAAUGCUAUAUAAAUAUAAAUGA